CCCGAAACGGGACUAGCGGCCGCAGCAUUACACCUUUAGCGCGUGUCUGGAGGUUACUGAUUGUUACUGAUUGCGCAUCAGGGCCUCGAACCCCCGCCUUAUGUUAUAAACAUCCCCCCUGACCCCGUCCACGCGCGUGUUCCUCCCACCCUCCCCCUUCUUGCUCCCUCUUCGUUUUCUAUUCAUCGUCGCCACGCUCCUCAACUGCAAGCCACAGGACUGUUUUCCGAAACCGCGCAUCACUUCAUCGUAUCCUCGCUUUUACGUUUUAUCGACAAAUCUCAUACCCACCGCGGUCGAAAGCAUCACCGUCCUCAUUUCACCAUGCCUCCCAAGAAGAUCGCCGAAGAGGGCGCUCCUGCCCCCGCUCCCAAGAAGAGCUCCCAUGCCAGCUACCAGGAUAUGAUCACCGAUGCUAUUAUGCACCUCAAGGACCGCAAUGGCUCGUCGCGUCAAUCCCUCAAGAAGUAUGUCAGGGCGCAGAACGACAUCAAGGUCACUGACCGCAUGUUCGACUCGCUCUUCAACAAGGCCUUGAAGUCUGGUGUUGAGAAGGGCGUAUUUGAACAGCCCAAGGGUCCCUCCGGUGGUACCAAGCUGGCCAAGAAGACGGCCAAGCCAGCCGGUGCUAAGCAAGCAACUGGCGAGAAGAAGACCACGACCAAGAAGACGACCACCGAGAAGAAGACAGCCCCGAAGAAGGCCACCACCACCACAACAGCAAAGAAGGCCGCCGUCGACAAGGAGGCCAAGCCCAAGAAGGCCACUACCGCCAAGGAGAAGAAGACGACGGCCAAGAAGGCGACUUCGACUGACAAGCCCGCUGCCCUGAGCAAGACCAAGACUGGUCGCGUCUCAAAGGCCACUACUGCCAAGGCCGGUCCCAAGAAGGCAGGGCCUAAGAAAGCUUCAACCACGAAGAACACAGCCGCCGCUGCCGCUUCUUGAGCAAAGGGUUUGCCACACCACGUUGGAUCAAGUAGCGGAUGAGUGAAAUUCAUCUGCCACACGACGUCACCACCUCCAUUUGCACGGUUAUGUUCGGGCGUUACGGUAUCAAAUCAGGGAAACGGCGGGUUUAUUUUGGGGACGGUCUUCACCAAGGGAUAGCGCGAAACGCGGACUUGAUUCUCUCUCUGCAACUUUUGCGCCGGCAUACGGCUAACGUUUUUUUGUCAUGAUGAGUACCGGCCUGGGGGAGAGGGUGGAUUGGAUUCUGGUCGGCCUUAUCUUGGGUUUCCGCUGGCUCUAGC
Sodiomyces alkalinus F11 is the source of this 1253-nucleotide messenger RNA. RefSeq lists its product as hypothetical. The transcript is spliced from 5 exons. NCBI's taxonomy places the organism in Eukaryota, Fungi, Ascomycota, Sordariomycetes, Glomerellales, Plectosphaerellaceae. Gene Ontology annotation, cellular component: nucleosome. The record is from RefSeq and is a predicted model, not a curated record. The coding region runs from base 325 to 948 and encodes 207 amino acids. Gene Ontology annotation, molecular function: DNA binding; structural constituent of chromatin. Gene Ontology annotation, biological process: nucleosome assembly.